Alternaria ethzedia is the source of this 630-nucleotide messenger RNA. RefSeq lists its product as uncharacterized. Lineage: Eukaryota; Fungi; Ascomycota; Dothideomycetes; Pleosporales; Pleosporaceae. The transcript is spliced from 2 exons. Gene Ontology annotation, molecular function: protein binding. The record is from RefSeq and is a predicted model, not a curated record. The coding region runs from base 1 to 630 and encodes 209 amino acids.
AUGCCUUCCAUGGCGAGCUCCAUCCACCCCGACUUCCGCGACGAUGUCACCUCAGCGGAAGCCCAUGCCGUGGACCGGGAAACAGAACGUCUAAUCCAUCAACAAAUGGCUGCAGACAACGCAAGUGGUCGUGAAAGAUACAUUCAGCUCGCCAAAGAGAUGCUGCGUAUUAGACUGCGCGCCUACAAGCCCGAGUCACCACCCGUUGCUGGUGCAUGGUGCCUGAUCGGAUCAGCACAUCUCAAGGCCUCUCAGCUGCAAGAGGCAAAAGAAGCCACUGAGAAGAGUCUUGAGAUAUACGCCAAAGGCGACGAUAAGGAUGCCGCGGCAUUGGCGAGGGAGCAGUUGGGUUUGAUCUUUGAAGGCUUGGGCCAGAUUCCUGAUGCUAAGAACAUUCGACUGCAAGGUGCGAGUGACGGAACGAUGGUGUGUUCGAGUCCACGGUGUCCGUAUGCACAUUACGCGUUCCGCGUGCAGAACGACGGCCGCCCCGGGCUCUUCAAGUUGGCUGAACUGAAUGCGUGUGGUGCAUGCAAUUCGGCUUUCUACUGCGAACGGCAAUGUCAACUGCAGGACUGGAAGAGACAUAAAGUUCCUUGUAAGGCAUAUACGGCUGCUCAAGUAGAUUAG